Messenger RNA from Fusarium sp. VM40, 3186 nucleotides. NCBI's taxonomy places the organism in Eukaryota, Fungi, Ascomycota, Sordariomycetes, Hypocreales, Nectriaceae. The record is from the annotation of a GenBank genome assembly.
AUGGAGGACCAGUUGGUGCAGCUCUUGUCCAACACGCAGCUGCCAGACCAAGGCCCUAGGCAGCAGGCCGAAAUCGAGCUCAAGCGCGCACGAACGAAUCCCGCCUUUCCCCUGUCUCUCGCCAACAUCGCCGCACACACCUCGAUUGAGACAAACAUUCGUCAGGCUGCCCUUACCAACCUGCGACUUUUCAUCGAAAACAACUGGAGUAACGACGAGGUUGACGAUGAGCCUCAGAUCCCUAUCUCCGACGAGGCCAGGGGCCAGCUCAAGCAGGUCCUGCUCGACCUUGUUUUGAGCCAGGAUAGUGACCGUAAAGUCAAGAUCUCUGCCAGUUAUGCUGUUGGAAAAAUCGCUGUCCACGACUUCCCCGACCAAUGGCCAACCCUGCUUCCUACGAUCCUUUCCGUCGUCCCAGCUGGAACCGAUGCCCAGCUUCAUGGCGCCUUGAGGCUGCUUAGCGAUAUAAUCGAAGAGAGCUUGAGCGAGGAUCAGUUCUUCUCCAUGGUUCAAGAUAUCACCAAGGCCCUGGCCGAAGUCGCCCUCAACGAGAAUCGAAAACCGAUGCACCGAGCACUUGCUAUUUCUAUUUUCCGGGGAUGCUUCGACCUCUUGAACAUGAUCAAGGAGGACCACGCUAAGGAGGUUCGCGCCUUUGCGGAUGGCCUUCUGCAACAAUGGAACCCUUUCUUCAUUACCGUGCUGAAGAGCUCACUCCCCGAGGCCAACCUAGAGAGUGGUACUCAGCCCGAAUCCUGGAGCAACAUUAUCGCACUCAAGCUUCAGGUCGUCAAGACGCUCCUUAGAAUCAGACGCAGCUUCCCCAACCUGCUGCUCCCUCAAAGUACCAUCUUCUUCAGUGCAGUCUGGGAGGAGCUUUCCACUUUGCAAGGUUCCCACGAGCAGCUUUAUAUCAAGCAGGACACCCAAGGACGUCUUGAGGAUUCGGACAAUCUCCCAUACACCUUGGACUUCCUUAUCCUUGAGGAGUUAGACUUCCUGAACCAGUGUUUUAGGGCGCCACCCGUCCAGGCUGAGCUGGACGGUCACCUCAAUGCUUCCCCAUCUGCUCAAGACGUGCCUUGGAUGAAAGAGAUCAUGAACAUGCUCAUUGGCUACUCGCGGGUCACUCGGGAAGAGGAAGAACUGUGGGAUAUUGAUUGUUCCCUGUAUCUUGCCGAGGAGACUUCCGUGACCGCCAACUACACUGCACGAACUGCUGCUGGCGACCUGUUGAUCAAGAUGGGUGAAUGGUUCGACCAAAAGACGAUUGAUGGCCUAUUUGGUCAAACGCAACCUCUCUUCGGUAGCAAGGGUUCCAACUGGCGCAACCAGGAAGCCGCACUUUACCUCUUUGUCAUGUUGGUUAGCGACUUUCAGGACAUGUCUAAGCCCAUUCCCGACGCUGUCGCCCAUGCUUAUCUUGCGCUGGUCGAUUACGCUAUCAACCGACCUGAUGAACCUUUACUCCGCGCCAGAGGCUACCUGGUGGCUGGCGUCCUUUGCCGCUCUUUCCAGACCCCUGUUGAGUUGCUGGACCGUAUCAUCACAUCCAUCACUCAAGAAGAGUCUGAGGUGGUCCAGGUUGCCUGUAUUAAGGCUAUCGAGGGCUUGAUUAAUGCUGGCUGCGUAUCGCAGGAUAGGCAGGUUGCCAUCAUCAACGCCAUUCAAAGCUACAUGAACGGCAAAGACCCGAGUGAUAUGGAAGAUGCAGACGAACUUCUCGUCACGCUUGCUGAAUCUCUUCGCGCCGCCAUCACAAUAGACACGCGUAUCGCUCUCUCCAAUGAUGUCCAGUCCGUUGAUCUGCUGUUCUUGCUGGCCAAGCUUGGUGCAAGCAACUUCCAAGUCACAAUGUUGAUUUCCGAAGCCUUCGAGGAGAUUGUUGCUGCUCUUUCAGACACCGAGUCUUACACUGCUCUCUGCGGAAAACUUCUGCCCACUCUUACUGGUGCUUUUGACGUCGCAAAUCUCACUGAGGAUAACCCUCUGGUCACUGUUGCCACUGAGCUGCUGGCUGUCUUGGCCGAGAACGGUCCUGAGCCACUGCCCGCAGGCUUUGUUGCAGCUGCUUUGCCCAAAUUGAACCGCCUCCUGAUGGAAUCUACUGAGGGUGAGGUUCUACGACCAGGAUCCGAGGUUGUCAAGUGGAUGCUCCAGCACGACCACCAGCAGGUUCUCGCCUGGCAAGAUGCCAGUGGCCGUUCCGGUCUGGAAGUCUGUCUCCACAUCAUCGACCGACUUCUGGGUCCUUCUAUUGAGGACAACUCGGCCUCUGAGGUUGGUGGCUUGGCUGCUGAGCUCGUUGAGAAGGCUGGCCAGGAGCGUCUUGGUCCUUUCCUACCCCAGCUUCUCCAAGCUGUCGCUAACCGACUCGCUUCCGCCCAAGCCGCGGCCUUUAUCCAAUCCCUUAUUCUUGUCUUUGCCCGUCUCACACUCUCUGGUGCUCAGGACGUUGUUGAGUUCCUGAGCCAGAUUCAGAUCAACGGCGAGAGUGGUUUACAGGUUGUCCUCGCCAAGUGGCUGGAGAACUCGGUCAACUUUGCUGGAUAUGACGAGAUCCGCCAGAAUGUGAUUGCUCUUUCGAAGCUGUACUCACUCAACGAUCCCCGCCUCGCUCAAACACAAGUCAAGGGUGACUUAAUUGUCAGCAACGACGAUGGCCUGAUCAAGACACGCUCACGAGCGAAGCAGAGUAUGUAUCCAGCCAUUCACGACUCUUCAACCACCGACUCCAUUCUUAACACCUUCCACGCCCAAUAUAUCGCAGCUCAAGACACUAAUCAACCCAACCUCACAUCAGACCCCGACCAGUAUACCGUUAUUCCCGCUUCUCUUAAGAUCAUCAAGGUUCUUAUUGAAGAGCUCCUGUCUGCGUCUGGCCAAAGGGCUGCUGCAAAUGCGGCAGCAGCUGCUGUGGCCUCUGCUAGCUUCGAUGACGAGAACGACGAGGAGGGCUGGGAGGAUGAUGAUGAUACUCUUGACCUGAGCCUAGGAACCACCAAGUCUGACCUGAUGUCCUUCAUGGAAGGCGGCCAGCGCCAGCGAGACGACGAGACCCAAGCUUACCUGACAGACUUCUUCUUCCGCUGUGGCCGGGAGAACAUUGCCAACUUCCAGGAGUGGUAUAACAUGUUGACAGAAGAAGAGAAGACGAAGCUCAACGAGGUUGCGGCGGGACAGUAG